AUGUACAAGCAAAUUGUGGGGAGUCUCAUGUACUUAAUAGCAACAAGACCAGACAUCAUGUAUGGUGUUAGUCUCAUUAGUAGAUACAUGGAGGAUCCCACAAAAAAACACCUUCAGGCUGCUAAGCGUAUUUUACACUAUUUGAAAGGGACUGCAUCUCUUGGGUUAUUUUACAAGAAAGGAGAAAAUUCAAAUUUGUUUGGUUUUACUGACAGUGAUUAUGCAAGUGAUAUUGAGGAUCGGAAAAGCACCUCAGGCUAUGUAUUUACGCUUAGUUCAGCAGCUGUCUUGUGGUCUUCAAAGAAACAACCCUUAGUCACUCUUUCAACAACAGAAGCCGAAUUUGUGGUUGCCACAUCAAGUGCUUGUCAAGCUAUUUGGUUGAGGAAGAUUCGUGGACAACUUCAAUUCGAACAGCAUGAAGCAACAAUAAUUUUUUGUGACAACAAUUCAGCCAUUAAAUUGUCAAAGAAUCCAAUUCUACAUGGGAGAAGCAAGCAUAUAGAUGUGAAGUAUCAUUUCUUGGGAGAUCUUACCAAAGAUGGUGUGAUUGAUCUUGUUUUCUGCAGAAGUGAAGAUCAAGUUGCUGAUUUGUUCACAAAACCUCUCAAAAUUGCCACAUUUCAGAAGUUAAGGAAGCUUCUUGGUGUUUGUUCAUUGGAUGCUCCAGAUUAA
Messenger RNA from Syzygium oleosum, 675 nucleotides. Its product is annotated as secreted RxLR effector protein 161-like. The transcript has a single exon. Bases 1 to 675 code for a protein of 224 amino acids. Lineage: Eukaryota; Viridiplantae; Streptophyta; Magnoliopsida; Myrtales; Myrtaceae. The record is from RefSeq and is a predicted model, not a curated record.